ACCAGGCAGAGACAGACACAGGGAGGGAAAUACUUAAAUGAAGGAAGUGAAGCUUGGUUUGAUUCACACAAUGACCAAUAGGAUAAACCCUCCCAGUCUUGAGGAAGGAAGGGGGUGGUGGGGAUUCAAACUAAGGCAGGCUUUACAGUGAGUCAAGCACUCUCAAAGACAGACCACAGACUGUCUCCACAGCACAAAGAUACGGGCUUACUGUGACUGAGACCUGCAGCUUUCGUAAACCUAAAAAAGAAAAAGCUUUUUUUUUUUUUUUAAAGUUAGACUUAGAGAGAAAGAAAGAGACACAACCUGUCCAGUGUGAUGGAAAACUAAUCGUAUCCAAAACUUUAAGACUUUAUAGUGAACAAAAAAAAAGAAAAAAGAGGAGCAAGGACAACCCUGAGGAUACUACAGAUUAUGUUGCCAUGGAGACCGAAACCUGGAAGCGGACGCAAGGACCACUGAAGGUGGACAACCUCCCAUGACUGCAUCCUCGACACGUUACUGUCCUCCUGCGACCUGUGGUGAGAGAAUGCUGUGGAGAAUAACUAUCCCAGUCAUACUGGCUGGGGUGCUCUGCAUCACCGCAGAGUCCAAAAAGCAGCGGCCCCAGGGAUCCCUCCCAUCCCCAUACAAGACCAAAGGGAACCUGUCCUCAGAACGUCACCACCGGCUAUUGCAACAGAAACCAGAGGUGCUAUCCUCCAGCCGGGAGGCCUUGGUGGUGACAGAGCGCCGCUACCUCCGCAGAGACUGGUGCAAAACCCAACCCCUUCGUCAGACAAUCAGCGAGGAGGGCUGCCAGAGCCGCACUGUCGUCAACCGCUUUUGUUACGGCCAGUGUAACUCCUUCUACAUCCCCCGCCAUAUGGGCCCCAGCUCGGGUCAGGGCCAGAAUCGAGGCCAAGCCUCAGGCUCUGGAAGGAAAAACCACAACAAGGCCCAGGAGCCGUUCCAGUCCUGCUCCUUCUGCAGGCCACACCGCAUCACACAGCUCACAGUGCAGCUAGACUGCCCAGACCUGCAGCCCCCCUUCAGACACCGUAAGGUGCAGCGGGUCAAACAGUGUCGCUGCAUGUCUGUGGAUGUGAGCGGCCAUGGGAAACUGUGAAGAAGGACUUACGAGUAUUGCCAAAGGCAGAAAUUCAUAAGCUUUGCCAAACAAGGACUGGCUUCAAGUUGAACUAUUCUGCAUCGUGUUGUACAAAUUAUGGCUUGACCUACAAUAAAAUGACAUGAAACAUUGAACUGGUAUUAUUAAACAAAGGAUCAAUGCUGAUUAAAUCAGAGACUUGCAGUCAUACUGGCAAGCUUAUGCUGUUGAGAGAAACUGAAAAAUGGCUCAAGAGACACAGAAGAAGAAGCCGCAUUUCAACAUUAAACAAGUUUUUCCUGACUGCUAUUUCAAUCUGCCUGGCUGUUUGUACAUUUGUCAUUAGAUUCCUUUGUGAUAAAGGAGUUAAUAAAGUGCCUUUGAGUUUAACAACUACUGCUGAUAAUAAAGCGUCUUAAAGAAACUGUAGUAAUAGUGUGACCUCUAUAAAAUGUUUCUGUAAUAGGACGUGUUUUUCUGCAGGUGGAUCUACAGUAAUUACAGUUUUGACAUGUUUUAACUUGUAGGAGAUGUUGAUGGUGUUUUACAAGUAUCAAAUCUGUUACCCAGCAUUUCAUUAACUUCUAUGAUGUCCCAAAUUAUAUUUGAUGUCAAGGAAAAGAUUUCAAGAAACAUGAAGCAACACAGGAAUGACGAGUGGCAUUCGGCCGCUUGGACACAAGCCCGGCUGUGUAUGUGCCACAGAUAUACUAGCCAAUAGGAAAAACAUACUGCAGCAUGUGUAAUGGAGGUGCAAUGCAAUAUAUACAGUAUAUAAAUAUAUAUAUUUUAUGUAUGCGUGUAAGUAUGUCUGUGAAAAGUAUAUUAAAUCUAUUUCAUAUAAAACAACGGUGGUGUUUAGAUCAGCUACAGCAGAAUUUUUUAUUACAAAUUUAUGUAAUUUCUUUUAUUCAAUAAAUAUAAUUUUUCAUGGUCAA
This is a messenger RNA of Cottoperca gobio, 2028 nucleotides long. RefSeq names its product gremlin-2-like. Gene Ontology annotation, biological process: animal organ morphogenesis. The transcript is spliced from 2 exons. Gene Ontology annotation, molecular function: BMP binding; receptor ligand activity. Lineage: Eukaryota; Metazoa; Chordata; Actinopteri; Perciformes; Bovichtidae. The record is from RefSeq and is a predicted model, not a curated record. The coding region runs from base 479 to 1108 and encodes 209 amino acids.